AUGGCUAGUGGGGAUGGCAAAAAUAUUUCAGUAUGGAAGGAUAAAUGGAUAAAGGACAAGGCUUUAAUUGAUCUAUUCCCUGACAAUCCAUUUUUGAACUCUUUCCCAUAUAUGAAAGUAUCUGAUUUAUUGUUAGAUGGAGAAUGGGUAAUUCCAGCUGAAAUGCUUGAGAUGAUUGAAACUAGAGAAUUCCCUGUGGCAGAUUAUCAACAAGAUACAAGAAUCUGGAGUGGCACUCUAACUGGUGAAUUCUCAGUAGCUUUAGCAGUGGAAAACAUAAGAAGAAAAUAUCCAAAACUCAAAUGGACUAACCAGGUAUGGAAUUCUUCAAUACAUCCUGCCAUAUCUAGUAAUGUGUGGAAGUUAGUGAGAAAUAUUUAUUCAACAGAUGAUAAUAUGAAAAGAAGGAAAUUCAGCAUGGCUUCAAGAUGUCCCUUCUGCAAAAAUUGUGAGGAAGAUUUAGAACGCAUCCUUUGGACUUGUAACUACAGUGAACUUAUCUGGAAGUGGUUGGGUGAUAUGUUCUGUUUUAAGAAUCCAAAAUCUUUUGAUGAUAUCUUUAACUUUGCAAAGACUAAAAGCCAUGAUGUGAAGGAAAUCUGGAGAACUGCAGCUUUUAUCACUGCAAAAGAACUUUGGUUCCUGAGAAAUUAA
Messenger RNA from Papaver somniferum (opium poppy), 654 nucleotides. RefSeq lists its product as uncharacterized. Bases 1 to 654 code for a protein of 217 amino acids. The record is from RefSeq and is a predicted model, not a curated record. NCBI's taxonomy places the organism in Eukaryota, Viridiplantae, Streptophyta, Magnoliopsida, Ranunculales, Papaveraceae. The transcript has a single exon.